Molecule: messenger RNA, 1842 nt
Organism: Exophiala xenobiotica
Lineage: Eukaryota; Fungi; Ascomycota; Eurotiomycetes; Chaetothyriales; Herpotrichiellaceae
Exons: 2
Coding region: 601-1497 (298 amino acids)
Cellular component (GO): membrane
Source: RefSeq, a predicted model, not a curated record
CUCUCAUACACAAUAACAAACCAUUGGCAUGCUUCGAUCUUGAUAAUGUCUUAGCAUCACUUCGUCGAUCCAGUUUUGUUCGGUGCGAAUACGACGCGACAACGACACAGCAUGGCAUGGCAUGCCAAAACUCUUGGAUCCUGUAGCCCGCCCGUUCUUCGUCUCGAGAUGGGGAAUUGGCACUGGCACUGGCACUUGCAAUGCACCUUGAUGGCUUCGAGAGAGUAUAUAUAGACCUACCUGAAUCCUUUCCAUUGUUUUUCUUUUGUCUCGAUAGGCCCUAUGAAUGACUCCUUUGUUCCGAAUCUACUGACAGUGUCAUACUAUUGUUCUCAUCCCGAACUGGCUUCAUUGUCAUUAUCACUGCGAUUGUCAUUGUCAUACUGGCCGACCCCGAGGCCUCAUUGUGGAAUUUGUCCAAUCGCCCCCAACGCAAAGCCGAAGCACGAAUUGCCCUCUCCAUACUGAUACAACCAGACCAAUUCCAGGACAGAUCAAUACCUCAUCCAACCUUUGACAGCAACGGCAACCGAUUCCAAUACCGAAUAGACAGGCGCAGUCUCGACUUUUGUGACCUCAAAAACCCAAACCCAGACAACCAUGUCGAACUCCACCGCCUCCACCGACGACGUCGAAUUGUAUUUCUACUCUCCCUCCACACCCGCAGCCGUCAUCUUCUCCGUUCUCUACGCCGUCCUGACCCUGUGGCACUUCUACAUCAACUUCAUAUCCUCCCGCCACUGCGCCAUCAAACACAAAUAUACCAUCCCGCUGUUCGUCGCGGGCCUCAUAUCCACGUGCGGAUGGUCUGUCCGAAUCGCCUCCAUACAUAACAACUCCUCCAUCCCCCUAUAUGCGAUAUCGGCCUCUUACAUCGUCAUCUCGCCCAUCUUUGUCUGCGCCACGCUUUACCUGCUCCUGACGCGUCUGAUCCGCACGACUCUGCCCGACGGACCCGACCGCGUUUUCUUCCGCAUCAGCCCCCGCUGGCUUGGCCGAGUUUUCAUCACCAGUGAUGUAGUGAGUUUCCUCACACAAUGUUCCGGCUCGGGCAUCGCGAGUUCAGGCAAUUGGGAAGGCAACCUCAAAGAUAUCGGAACGAAUGUACUGCUCGUUGGACUGGCACUGCAACUGGCGACGUUCACCGUCUUCCUGCUCCUUAUGGGGAGAUUCGUGACGAGGGUGAAGGGAAAUCAAGAGACUGGAUUCAAUCCGUGUGUGAAGAAGGUGAUUUUGGGGGCGUGGGUCGCCAGCUUCUUCGUCCAGGUCCGCUCGAUCUACCGUGUCGUCGAAUUUGCCCUCGGAAUCGACGGGUAUCCUUUUAACCACGAAUGGUGUCUGUACGUCCUGGAGGGCACACCAAUGUUCUGUGCCCUGGCCGUCCUCGCGUGGUAUCAUCCGACUCGUUGGAUGCAGCAGAAGCCACGGACCGAUUUUGGGAUGGAGAAUUUUGGGCCUGAUGGGAAGAGGCCGAAUGCUAGGUUGAAUCGCGCCUAAGCUUGAGACGCAGGCGAAAUCAGGCAAUGCCAACAAGUGCUGCUGGAUUAAAGAGACGGAGCCUGAUAUAAACAGGAUCAUGAGUUGAGGUGAUCAAGAAGGAAAACGAGUUGGCCAGAUGGCGAGAGGGCUUCUCAUAGACUGUGGCCCUUGCGAGUGCCGCCUGCGCCCAAUUCGAGGGGUGCAGGGAGGGUGGUGUCUGCUGCGUUACAACUUGGGUGUUUGUGUGGUGUUUGGUCUGUGAUGUAGUUGGUUUGUUACUCGAUGCCAUUUGGGCGUUGUGGAGUCAAGAAUUUAGAGAAGUUCAGAGUUGAGAAGAGGUAUCUGAGUGAUCAUUUCGCUGCG